AUGGGUAGGAGAAAAAGUAGCACUUUGCAAGAAUAUUCCCAGAAACACAUGUGAAAGAUUUGUCUGAUCUUUGUAUUGAAAUUUUCGCUGACCAUGAUGAAAAGGGCAUCCAUUUCAAGUAGCGUGAGGUUUUUUCUGUUCAUACCUGUCUGAUGUAAGCCUUCUAGAGCACCUCUCCUCUUUGACACGAAAGCGGACAAAUUCUUCAAAAGCUAAUGAUGAGACAAAAUGAGAGCUAUGGAAUCUUUGCCUCUCACUGCAGGAAGAUACCUUAAUCUGUUAGUUUAGUCCCAGCUAGAGCCAUAUUUAAAUUAGAACAAAUGUCUUCUUUGCUUGAUUUCUUCUGCCAAGUAACGUUUCUUAGUUUAUGGGUGUAUUAGAUCAAGUGUUUCAUCAGGAGAGGUGAGGGUGAGUUGAGAAGGGGUUCAUGGAGAUGGAGGGCAGGGGUCUGUCUGAACUGUUCAGGAACACCAGCGAGGAGAUCUUUCUGAAGGCAGUGAUGGAGAACUCGAUUGGAGUGGCAGCACCGCCAAGCAUGGAGAUGAUGGGGUUCAGAAACAUGUCACAAAGUUUCAGAGAAGACAGCGAGGAGUUGUUCAACAGCUGGCUUAUGAAUGGAGAGAUUCCAGGCUUUGGUCACCUGAAUAAUCGGCCUCGACAACCAUCUAGGUUGUCAUCAGAAGCAGCUGCCCUUCCUACUCAACAACAUGAGAUUGCUCGACAAAAUUUUCUCGGCGACAACUUGAUUCCUGAGAAUUCUGCAGUUCAUCCUGAAUACUCGAUUAACCACAACCAGCAAUCGCUCAAGAAUGCAGCAGAGAAAGGAAUGCAAGCCAGUGAUCUACUCUUGGCGAAGACCUGGUUUCACUGCACUCAACCAAUGACUAGAAGCAGAUCUUCAGAACUAAGAAGGCGGUAUGCUGCAAUGCAAAGUAACGUGCCACCAAUAACCGUGGGAACAACGAGAGCAGCUAACCAGUUGAGACUAGAUUUUACAAACACAAAUGCAACAAACGGUGCCCCAAUGGGCAACACUCCCAUUCAGACUUCAACAUUUGUAAGUCCCUCGUGUUCAUCGACAUCCCCUUUGGAUAGUCCGCAUAUGGUACCGCAGGAUACUGUUACCUCAGUGGUGAGCAUGCUCAAGGAUACACUCGAGCGCAAGAAGCACGGUAGCCAUGCCAACAAGGACAUCCCACAUUGCAAUUCGUUUGGGUUUUACGACAAUCAGCAGUUUCAACACAACACUUUUGGAGGAACAGAUAUCUUCCCACUGGUGGCAACUUCCCAUGUUCAGGACUCCCUGGUAUUUCCUGAAGUUGAGGGACCCACAGAACUAAAUGCCGGGAGCUUUGUUACUCCAGCAAACCAAAUUUGGAUCAGUACGACGUCUAGAGAGCCUUCACAGAGUGGAUCAUCUACAGCUAUGACGGCUCAAUCAGCCGGAUUUGAGGUAUGCGAUGAACUACGCCCCAUGGGGCAAGCACUGUCUGCGUGCGAGAGCACUAGAAGAAAUGCUGCAAAUGGGACAGCUGACUGUAGAUCAACAGGAAAAGAAUACAGAGGGAAGGUACUACAAGAUAAUAUGAAGGAUGAUAAAAAGAGAGUGACCCUGACUAGAAUGGGAUCCAUCUCAUCAGAACAAGCAGUUGAUAGAGGAGAUCCUACAAAGAAACGCAGGGUUGAGCGCACACGCAAAAUGGCAGAAGCGAAGGAAAGAAGUUCCACACCAGUAAUACCAUCUGACAUGCAAGCGGUACUUAAGCGAUGUGAAAAUCUAGAGAAGGAAGUCAGAUCGCUAAAGCUUAACUUGUCAUUCAUGAAUCGGAAGGAUUCUGAACAGACGAAGCAGAUCGAGGACCUUCAGAAGCAAAACGAAGACAUGGCAGAAGAGAAGGAGCGGCUGCAAGAGGAGAUUGAACGCUUGGCCUCCGAUUCCGCCUCAUGAAUCACCUAUUACUUGCAACUUCAUCAUAUACUAAAUGGCAGUGCACUUUGAAAGAGUCCCUGCUGCCUAGAUACAGAUAUACACCCAAUUGUAGUUGAUGGCCUUAAUGUACCAUUCUUUUCGUUCCAUGUUCCUAUUGUAAGCUUUAACAUGUACUAGUACAAACAAGAACAGAUUGGGAAUUGCAUCUUAAUUCAA
Molecule: messenger RNA, 2146 nt
Organism: Lolium perenne
Lineage: Eukaryota; Viridiplantae; Streptophyta; Magnoliopsida; Poales; Poaceae
Product: protein CYCLOPS
Biological process (GO): arbuscular mycorrhizal association
Cellular component (GO): nucleus
Molecular function (GO): sequence-specific DNA binding
Source: RefSeq, a predicted model, not a curated record